AUGUCUCUGCAACUGUUGAGCUGGAAUAUUAAUGGUUGCAAUAUCCCGGAGAAAAGGAAGAAAAUUUUUCAUAUAUUAAAAAAAGAACAAUUGGACAUUAUUUGCUUACAAGAAACACAUGUGACGAGGCUCCACAGAAAAGUGUUAAUAAAUAAAAGAUUGGGCCAGGAAUUUAUUUCGUCGGAUAAAGUGAAGAAGAGAGGAGUGGUGAUAUAUGCAAAAGAGAGCCUGUCACCUAAAUUUCUAUUUAAAGAUGAACAUGGAAGGAUUUUGGCUAUUGAGAUACAAUAUCAAGGAGAGAAAUUGCUGAUAUUAGGAAUCUAUGCGCCUAAUGAAGGGAAAUCGGAAUUUUACAAGAAGUUGCAGGGGACAAUGCUGGAUCAUCUGGAUUACAACAACAUCAUAAUGAUGGGAGACAUGAACGGGGUCGUGUCAACUAACAUGGACAAGUCGCAAAGUCAAAACAUCACAAAAGAUGGCAGACUACCUAAAACCUUUUUUGAAAUGACUGACAAUAUGGACUUGAUCGACAUUUGGAGAACAAAAACCCACUAG
Molecule: messenger RNA, 555 nt
Organism: Podarcis lilfordi (Lilford's wall lizard)
Lineage: Eukaryota; Metazoa; Chordata; Lepidosauria; Squamata; Lacertidae
Source: the annotation of a GenBank genome assembly